AUGGAGAAGGUCCAGGCCGGAGACCGCUUUGUGGGCUGGGUGAAGCACCCUGUGCUGACGACACGGCAGAAGUUCGACCUUGUCGUAGAGGUAGGUCCUGGUGAUGACAAGGGUGCGUGGAAGAUCACGGAUCCCAACAAGAGGCUGAAGGCCGGCAAGUCUUAUGAAGGUCCCUGCAAGGUCAUUGCUGAAGAAGGAGACAGCAUCAUCUUCCGGGACGAAGAUACGGUCCUGAAUGGCACCCUGAACGGUGCCGGGCCGGGCACAAUCAGUGGCCGUGCCAUGCAGGGCGGGCUGAAAUGGGGUGGUUUCUUCGAGGCCAAUUACCGCAACGCAUUUCGAAGAGUGGAGCCCGGUUUGGCCCAUGGCGGGGAUCUGAGGGGCCUUUUGGUAGAGACCGUGCUGCAACCAGCUUGCUUCACUGACAAUGGCCAGCGUGAGAGGCAGUGCUGCGUGAACCGUGGUGACGAGCUUGCCGAAAGCAGCGUGGUUCCAUACCAUCCCGGCUCGGGAUUUUGGGACAUUCUCUGGUCAUCUUCGUGUCAGCGGACGUCCAGGCCUCGUGUGCCAGCAGCGGCAGUCGAGGAGCUUUCCAGGGAUGGCCAGAUUGCCCAGAGCCAAAGCGUCGUGCGCCGCCACAUCGCAGGCUUGCCAGGGAAGGAGCAUCUGCUGGCGUAUUCGAUCGUUCCUGAUGCAGACGGGUACGGCACGAGCAGCGGGUCAAGGAUGCCGCGCGCAAACUUCCUGCCAUGCAACACGACUGCAGCCAUCCCGAUCGAGAAUGCCAAUUUUAUCGGGAAAGUGCUGCUGCUCUACCGACCAACAGAGGGGCUAGAACGUGGGCACCCUUACUACGACCACUUCCGGUCGCGUAAGCGUGGAUGGGAGCUUCGCUUACAGGGCAAGUUCAAGAAGGCUCCCAGGGGCAGGCUCUAUGUUGGAGCGGUUCUUCGUGAUUUCAACUAUGACCAGCCAGUGGCUUCCACAUCCAUCCUUGCGAUGAACACGGCCAUCACGCUGGUGAAAUAUACUUACAGGAUAUACUUCUCGUGGGGGGCUCGCUGCAAGGACGCUCUCCAAAAAGACGCGGAGCUCGGCCACGCUGUUUCGGAUCUGACGGUAUUCGACCAGAUCAUCAUCACUCCGGCGAGCAGGCCAAUUCCUCCCAUCUGUUCGGACCUAGACGAGCCGAGCGAUGUGUACGGGCUGAGCCUCAUGCGCCGGGACGUAGGACUGGCCGAAUACAGCCGCAUGGUUCAAGAGGUCGAGAGCUCACUCAACACGCAGGACACCUACACCUUCAGGUUGUGGGGGCCGGCGCCAUUUCUCGACGUGCUGAAUUGGCAAUUGAAAAUGGGAGCCAGAGUCAGCCUCGAUCAUUUCAUGCAGGAUUUCCCCAUCCACGUUUGCAUGUAUGACCUGCCUGAUGAUCAUGAUCAGACAAGUGAUGACCCGCGGCACUUGGAGUCGAAGAAGCGCUACUACUUUGAUUUCAUGGGUUGGAGCAAUGUCGUCUCGAUUGCGCCCGCAAUCUUUCAACGUUAUGUUUUUCAGAACGCCCCGGACGGGUUCGCGAUGCAGCUGAGCAGGCAGUUCAGCAACAACAGCUUCCACUCUUUGAACUCUGGGAGCUUUAUGUCAGUAGAGUCAACUGCUUCGCGAAGACCUUUCUGGCGGAGAUGGUUAGAUCGCUUGAGGUGGAUACCAAAAUCCACAUGCAACUUCAACUCGCUGCCGCAGCCACUUCCGGCAUAG
This is a messenger RNA of Symbiodinium sp. CCMP2456, 1755 nucleotides long. The record is from the annotation of a GenBank genome assembly. Lineage: Eukaryota; Dinophyceae; Suessiales; Symbiodiniaceae.